AUGAGCUGUCUUGGAAUUAUGUCAGCUAGAAAGACAGUAUCUUCUGUUCUUGAAUACUUGAAGAGUGGCAAAGUACUGGGAACAAGAUCCCCGCAGAUUUUGCAGUCGGAGAAGAGUAUAUUGAAGAAUGAAUCCACUGCUUUGAGAUAUAAAAGUUACUACCCUUCAUUGAGGAAGGAGGAUUUCAUUUCCAUUCUCCCUGAAAGGAUUCUGGCUCCGAAGGCUGAUUCAGGGUACAUGUCGGAUGACACAUUUCAGCUGGUGAAAUGUAGAGAUCCUAAAUUUUUUCAAUUCCAGGAUAGUUAUAUACUUUUAUUUCGAGACAAUAAGGCAAUGAGAAAGUACUACGAAUCAACGUCACUUUCACGGAUAUUCAAGGUCCGUGUUAAGUUCAAUAUUCUGCCAAAAAACGAUGGUAUGAUACCGGUAUAUUCGCGUUAUGCUAAAAAUCUGGAAUCCGCAUUCCAGGGAGGUGAAUCGUAUUUCAAAUCUAUCAAAGAGGAACAACCGAUUGAGGAUUUAUCUGAGCAAGACUUGAUUCUUUUGCAGAAAUCUGUGAUACCUAUAGAAGAAAGAUCGGCAUUAAUAUGGAAUUUACCGAUUCAGCUAAAAUCUCAUAAUAUAAUGGAUAAAUUUUGGUUUUACGAUAUCAAGCACUGUUUCAAAUUAUAUUGGGACACUCAAACAGGUAAAACACUUCAUUAUGUAGCUUUUAAUGAUCCUGUUGAUUGCUUAAAACUGAAAAGAAAUUUUCAUGGUGUCAAUUUUGAUGAUUGCCCUCAAUAUAAGUUACUAGUGGAAACGCUGAACGGAGAAUGCUGA
Messenger RNA from Zygotorulaspora mrakii, 822 nucleotides. It is a transcript of the gene PET54, whose product is annotated as Pet54p. The transcript has a single exon. NCBI's taxonomy places the organism in Eukaryota, Fungi, Ascomycota, Saccharomycetes, Saccharomycetales, Saccharomycetaceae. The record is from RefSeq and is a predicted model, not a curated record. The coding region runs from base 1 to 822 and encodes 273 amino acids.